Aspergillus tubingensis is the source of this 1458-nucleotide messenger RNA. Its product is annotated as DUF341 family oxidoreductase. Gene Ontology annotation, cellular component: nucleus; cytoplasm. The transcript is spliced from 9 exons. The record is from RefSeq and is a predicted model, not a curated record. Bases 1 to 1458 code for a protein of 485 amino acids. NCBI's taxonomy places the organism in Eukaryota, Fungi, Ascomycota, Eurotiomycetes, Eurotiales, Aspergillaceae.
AUGCAUUUCCUCUGCCUUCACGGCGCCAUCGGCAACACCGAGACUAUCACUAUUCAGUUAGCACCACUAUUGAAGGAGUUAAACACCGACAGUUCAGCAACAACCUUUCACUAUCUCAACGGUCCUCUCCUGGUUUCCCCUCCCCCGGGAUUCGAGGCGUAUUUCGGUGUGGGACCGCAUUACCGGUGGAUUGAUGACGGCCAAAAGCCCGGAAAGUCCACGAUUCGGCGCGUCCGGGACCUGCCAACUAGCGAGAACAAUGAUGAUGCCAUGAGGGAGGUCUUAGGGGAUGUACACUGUCGAAACUAUGCGGAUCUCAUGGAUUACAUUGAGGGUGUCCUGGAGAAGAACCCAGAAAUCGGCGGGAUGAUCGCCUACAGCGAAGGAGCUGCGGCAGCUGCGACGUAUAUUCUCGAUGAACAACGUCGACAUCGCGAAGACGGCCGCGAGCGCCAAAUCAAGUGUGCCAUGUUCGUUGGAGGCUGGCCGGCCAUGAGGCGAGACACGAAGGGGUUCAUCCUUGCAGAUGACGGCGGGGAUGAAAUGAUCGACAUUCCCACGCUUCAUGUCCUAGGGGCGAACGACCCUUACCGAUAUGGCUCGGAAGCACUCUUUGAAACCUGCGAUCCUGAUGCAGCAGAGUUCUUUGAUAUGGGCAAAGGCCAUACUCUUCCACGGUCGGGGUUGGUGAUCAGUGAAUUAGCGCAAAAAAUGCGAUUUCUAUGCCUCCACGGCUCCAUAACCAGUGCUGAUACACUCAGUGCUCAGUUAGGCCCUUUGCAGCAAAACCUGGCGGCCGAUAAUACCGCUUCCUUUUAUUGCGUGAAUGCGCCACAUGCCACAACUGCCCCUGGAGGCUACAUAGAAUAUUUUGGUCACCCACCCCACUACCGCUGGCUUAAUUACGUUGGCGUUGGCAUUGAUGCCAUCUACGACACUGUCCGCGGGGCGCGAAGCAAACAACAUGCUACUCCGGAGGAUGCCUUUCGAUCGCUUAUACCUCCUGAGCUUUCCUGGGUCAAUUAUGAAGAUGUUCUGAGAUAUAUUGAAGAGACACUGGAGAAGAAUCCCGAUAUUGAGGGUCUCCUGGGAUACAGUGAAGGGGCGACUGUUGGUGCGGCAUAUAUCUUGCGCGAACAGAUGAGGGAGCAGGAGACCGGCCGCACGCGGCAGAUUAAGUGCGCGAUCUUUCUCGCUGGGAUCCCCCCAGUCAAAGCGGAGAAUGGAUUUAUAUUUGCCGAUGAACAAGAGGAGAUGAUCGAUAUCCCCACUGUCCAUAUCGUUGGCGCAAAUGACCCUUUUAGGAUAGCCGCGGACUGUCUAUACAACAUUUGUGAUCCUGAUAGCGCUUACUUCUUUGAUACUGGCAAGGGACAUACCAUACCACGUGGAGGGCCAGUGAUCGAUGAGUUGGGAGAUACAAUUCGAGAAUUGGUUCAGAGGACAAAGGAAGGGUGA